Kwoniella shivajii is the source of this 921-nucleotide messenger RNA. RefSeq lists its product as uncharacterized. The coding region runs from base 1 to 921 and encodes 306 amino acids. The transcript has 5 exons. Gene Ontology annotation, cellular component: nucleus. NCBI's taxonomy places the organism in Eukaryota, Fungi, Basidiomycota, Tremellomycetes, Tremellales, Cryptococcaceae. The record is from RefSeq and is a predicted model, not a curated record.
AUGGUUAAAACAAUUCUUGUGACGGGCGCAACGGGUCAUCAAGGUGGUGCCACCGUGACAGCUCUGGUCGACUACAACUCGAAGAACGUGGACGACCAAUAUCACAUUCUAGCAUUGACUCGAAACCCAACUUCUGAUUCUGCUGUGGCCCUCUCAGGUCUACCUAAUGUGGAAGUAGUACAAGGAGAGCUUGCGGAUAAUCAAUCUAUCGCCAAGAUCUUUGAUGAUCAAAGCAAAAAUGGGAUUUAUGGCGUAUUUGUCGUUUUAGAUCCUUUCGGUGGCGAUGAACUUGCACAAGGGAAACUCCUUGUUGAUUUGGCCAUAAGUCAUAAAGUGAAACGAAUCGUUUAUAGCGGAGCAGAUUUAUCUGGGUUGAGUCCCACUCCCGUACCUCAUUUCGAGACUAAACGACAAAUCGAAGAAUAUCUGAUUUCUUCUUCCUCAGGGAAAAAUCAUAUCAGUUGGACCAUUUUCCGUCCAGGAGGAUUUUUAGAGAAUUUCUACAUUCCAGGCUAUUCUCUUGUUGUAGCUGCUCUGCUAAAUCCUGAUAUACAAUUCCCGUUAAUCGGAACCGGAGAUAUCGGUCGAGCUACGGCUGAAAUUCUAGUUUCAUCUGAUGAAGAUAAUGAGAAAUUCAAGGGAAAGAAAAUACAUCUUGCAGGUAGUGCUUAUCCCCUCAAAGGCCUCCUUGAGAUCCUCAAGAAGUUUGGAUUUCCUGUUGAGGGUUUGACAAGGGAACAAGCUUAUGGGGGGUUACCUGAACCUGCCAAAGUCGCUUUCAAUACAUACAAUGAAUUUGGCGCAGAAGGUACUCCAGAAGAGACUAAGAAAUACUUCCCAUGGGUGAAAGACCUGGAGGAAUGGUUGAAAACGGAAUAUCAGUCAGACAAGGUUACUAAAUCAUAUGGGGCAGCCAAAUGA